AUGACUGUAUCUAAAUGGAUGGAAAAAGCCAAAGAAUGUGGGUUUUUAUCAGAAACAGAAAUGAAGCAGUUAUGUGAAAUAGUUAAAGAAUUAUUAAUGGAAGAAUCAAAUAUCCAGCCAGUUUCAUCACCGGUUACAAUAUGUGGUGAUAUACAUGGUCAAUUUUAUGAUUUACUGGAACUUUUUCGAGUCGGUGGUCAGAUUCCUGAUACAAAAUAUGUUUUUAUGGGAGAUUUUGUAGAUCGUGGAUAUUUUAGUUUAGAAACGUUUACACUGCUGAUGUGCUUUAAAGCAAGUUAUCCGGAUAAAAUUACAUUACUUAGAGGAAAUCAUGAGAGUCGACAGAUUACACAGGUGUAUGGUUUUUAUGAUGAAUGUCAAACAAAGUACGGUAACGCUAAUGUAUGGAAAUAUUGUUGCAGAGUCUUUGAUUUUUUGGCGAUUGCUGCAAUUAUAGACGGGAAAAUUCUUUGUGUUCAUGGAGGGCUAAGUCCUGAAAUAAGAACUUUGGAUCAAAUCAGGAUCGUUGCAAGGGCCCAAGAAAUUCCACAUGAGGGAGCAUUUUGUGACUUAAUGUGGUCUGAUCCAGAAGAGGUGGAAACUUGGGCAGUGUCUCCUCGUGGUGCAGGAUGGCUAUUUGGAGAUAAAGUAACAGCUGAGUUUAAUCAUGUUAAUGAUUUGUAUUUAAUUGCAAGAGCACAUCAGCUCGUUCAGGAAGGAUUUAAAUAUCAUUUUAAAGACCAGUCACUUGUAACUGUUUGGUCUGCUCCUAAUUAUUGUUACAGAUGCGGAAAUGUUGCUAGCAUUAUGAUCAUAGACGAAUCGCUUAUUCCCAGAUUUAAUAUUUUCAGUGCAGAUAAACAAAUACCAUCUAAAAGACAAAGAUCGGAAUAUUUUAUAUAA
Pneumocystis jirovecii RU7 is the source of this 903-nucleotide messenger RNA. RefSeq names its product serine/threonine-protein phosphatase ppe1. NCBI's taxonomy places the organism in Eukaryota, Fungi, Ascomycota, Pneumocystomycetes, Pneumocystales, Pneumocystaceae. The record is from RefSeq and is a predicted model, not a curated record. Gene Ontology annotation, biological process: peptidyl-serine dephosphorylation; G1/S transition of mitotic cell cycle. Bases 1 to 903 code for a protein of 300 amino acids. Gene Ontology annotation, molecular function: protein serine/threonine phosphatase activity. Gene Ontology annotation, cellular component: cytoplasm. The transcript is spliced from 9 exons.